Molecule: messenger RNA, 5616 nt
Organism: Emericellopsis cladophorae
Lineage: Eukaryota; Fungi; Ascomycota; Sordariomycetes; Hypocreales; Bionectriaceae
Product: Histone transcription regulator-like protein
Exons: 2
Coding region: 1-5616 (1871 amino acids)
Biological process (GO): chromatin organization
Cellular component (GO): nucleus; HIR complex
Molecular function (GO): nucleosome binding
Source: RefSeq, a predicted model, not a curated record
AUGCCCGGCUUCCAGGCAAUCAACCUCGAGCCUGAGGAAAAUGUCGACGAGCAGAUCGACAGCACCAAGGAGCUCCAUGUCGACGAGGCUCUCAAGAAGUUCCAAAAGGCAUUAAGACUGCAUGCGCAAGGCGCUCGCUCCAGAGAUGCGGCUGGCACAGCGUACGAUGAACUUUUUCAAUCCGAAAUAUUCCAAUACCGCGAAGCGCGAACCGAGUACGAGCGAGCCGAGCGACAUGCCAAUGGAGAAGAUGAUGUCCUGGCCCUCGCAGCCUUCUCAGAGGGCCUCGACAUUGAUGCGGGCGGCGCAGAUGGCAUCGCAGCGACGCUGGCUCUGACGCUGUACCUGGGCUACAAAAAUUACGGGGACUUUUUCCUCGACAAGCUUAAGGACUUGCGGACCUCGGACCCGGAAUGGCAGAAGAAACCCAAGUUGUCGUACCAUGCGGAUGGCGGCGACAAGGUGUUGGAGAAUUGGGCCAAAGCCUUGGAUCAGGAUCCAUCGGACCCGGAGCUAUGGAGGCGCGCAUCUCGUUUUGCAGCUGCCGUCAACAGCGGACGCUUAAAGAGAUUCUGCCUAGAGGCUGCGGUUGAGAUGGACGACGACCCUGCGGUCACAAAGGUCGAGCCGCCAUCGAUAGCGGAGGCCUUGACGGGCGAGCAGUUGAAGCAGCAAUUGAGCUUGCUAGGUGACCACAUGGCCCUCACACACCCCGUCAUGGCGCCGUGGAUAGAAAAUCAGCUGCCGGUACUUAUGAAGAAACUAUUGGAUCCGAUAUCGUUCCUGCCAGACCCGACCCAGACACUUACGCCACCUGCGAGCCCAGUGAGAGAAGUCCAGGACGCGGUGGAGGAGAUCAAAGUGUCGACCUGGUCGCAACUAGGAACAGAGCUGUUGGCACAUGGGCGAGACGCCCACCCACUGCAUAUAAUUUGCGAAGCAGCAGAGGAGGAGUCACGGCCGGAUGUCAACAUGGAGCCGGACAAGGCAGUCACAGAAGAGCCGGAGGAAACCAAGCAGGACGCCAAUACUUCGCCUGGAGACAAAGAGGGUGGCAUGGUGGACGCAGUUGAGCACCAAAAGCCAGCAGACGACAAGCCUGCUGAAACCGACACCCCUCUCACUCGCAAGCGAUCACAAUCGGUCGCUGGGUUAGCCGAGCCAGCCGACGAGAGCACAUUGCGAGAGAAACGCAGUAAACGGAUGCGCCGACGAGAAACCAUUGAGCAAGGCGAGCUCAGUAAUGAUGUAUCAGGGAAGCUGCAGGUCUACCAGGACGUCGAUGCCAGACUUUUCCAAGUGACCAGGAACAUUCUGGAGAAUCUUGCUUUGGAAGGCGAGCCGACGCUGGCACGAUUUCAACAGCUGCAGGAUUCUACCACGCUGGAAGACCGCACGGCAGCCUUCACAUCUCGAGCGUCCCAAGACUUCCGAAAUGUCUUGACCAACUUCUCCGAAAACACGGCCAUGAUCUUACUAAACAGCGAAGAGAAAACCUCGCUUAGCCUGUCCUCGUUCUUGGAGCAUGCCAAGUCCGGCGCUCAAGACCAAUUGGAUCUUGCAUCAUUCGACGACCAUAAGGGUGUCAAGGCGUUUGUCGAUGACCUCGACAAGCGUCGCGAGAGCCUGUGUGGCGGAGAUCUGGCCUACGAAUGGAUCUUGGCCAUUAGCAAAACGUACACAUCGGAGAAGUGGUCCGAUGAGCUGAAGACGACUGUGGUCCAGAUUCUCACUCGCUCCCACGAAGCCCUGUACCAUCGCAUUGACCAAAAGAUCAGAGACGGUGAGAUGGAAGACCUCGAGACCCUGGUUCCUAUGCUGUUCGAACUACACGUGGAUAUUUACGAACGCAUCACAAACCCCAACAGCGUCGUGGACUAUGCGACGAGGGCCGAGACAAAGGACCGUCUCGCACGAUGGCUCGACGUUGCAUCGGCAUACGUCCAGCUCAUCAACCCCCCCAGCGAUGACUCUGUUGCUGUCCGCUUCAUGUGGGCCUGUGUCAUGUCUGCUUCCCACGCGGACGAGCCCGUGCGCGAGCAUAUGCUGCUCAUCUGGACCUCACUGCGGGACUUUCUGCAUGAUAAUGACGUCCAGCAGAUCACUUUACCCAACAACUUGGUCAUGCCGCUCGUCUCGGCAGCCGCCGCUGACCGGGAGAUCUCCAAGCUGACCACCAUGGACUUCUUCCUAGGCCUCUUCCAAGACGAGAUGGAGAACCCUGUUCAUGUCAUCGAGACACUGGAGCCUGUUCUGAACCCGUCUACAGUGUUGGUCGCCACGGACAAGCCCGAGGGCGAAGCAGAGUCCAUCGCGGAUUGUGCUGGUCAGGGACUGCGCGAUCUGUGGAAAUUCCUCACAAACAGUAGCACUGAGCUGAGGCUCUUCCUGUGGCUACAACUUGGAUAUGCGUACGAGGCGAUCGACUACAGAACGAAAAAAUUCUCGUGUCACCUGAGAAGCAUUGAGAUGAUCAUGGGCGAUCUCGAAAGCGAGGCGUAUGCCAACAACUCAGAAGAGUCGCGACGCCUGCUCCUUCUGAGAACGCUCAAAUCCCUGGAUGAGCAGGUCUUGGUAGCACUCAAUAUGGCUAUCAACGAGCGCGACGUCUUUGACAUUAUCGACGGCGCACACCUAAAGAGCAGCAUCUGCGCCCUGGCCAAGGUCAACUGCCUGCUUCACGUGGCUGCAUUGUACGACGACGAGAUCAGAGCAGGCAUCGCGCCCACCCCAUCAAAGAGCCCCUACUUUACGCAAUUCACAAACAAACUGAGGGACAUGCAAGUCCGGGCGUGGACACUUCAGUAUACGCUUGUGAAUGAGGCCAUGACGCAGCAUGAGUCCAUUGUAGCCCCGGAUCAAGAUCGCGCAGACUUCCUCCAGGCCAUACACAGCGCCAUGGGGCCACGCCAGUACUGCAAAGCAUCCGCCAAGAUAUUCCUCAACGUCAUGCGUCGUGAGCUUCUGCGGAUGAAGGACCUCGACCACUGGGAGGACUACAUGGAGCAAGUCUUGUGGGAUACGUACGCGCUCAAACUCGGCGCUUCCAUCACGGAAGAUCAUGGAUGUUCUCCUGAAGCAUUGACCAGGCCCCGUACGAUGCAGCUGCUCGACAGUGUCAUGACGUUGGCCAGCCGCAUGGCGAUGAAAGACCUGCUCAAAUCGGAUCUCAAAACGACGAUUGACCACAUGCAGCAGACCUUGGGACCGAUGAAGUCGACGAGCCAGAUGAUGCACAACCUGCGCAAUUUCAACGACUACAUGAAGCGCCCGAUUCACCCCCUGCGUCUGUACCGUGCCAUGCAUGGCAGCGUCGAUUUGGAUGCGGUCACUAUCCCCCUGCGAGGUGAUGCCAUUCUCGCGAAGCACGGCUGGUUUCACCUGCUGGGCAUGAUUGCCUUGACAAAAUUCAAGGGCGUCGACCUCAAUCGGCGUCAAACACCAGGCGCGACAGACGACCUGCGCGUGGGUGCCGCCAAUCUGCGAUCCCAACUACAGUUCACGCCUAACAGGUGGGAUACAUGGUUCCGCUUGGCCGAGUGUUUCGACUACGAAUUGGACGAGGCUGUCUUGUGGACGGCAGAAAAGAUCAACAAGGACCGCGCGGAGCUCGUCAAGUUCCAGCGACACGCGAUCCACUGCUACACGCUGGCCCUCUCGCACUCGCACAAUGUCGACACCACGGCGUACGAGGGCGAUCCGUUGCACGACCUGUACUAUCGCUUCGGCAUGCGCAUGUACGCAUCCAGCCGCGACCCCUUCGCCAUGGAAGCGUUCCAGCAUAGUGAGCUGGAGCGGUACUUUAUCGAAAGCACGGGCAACGGCACCUUCAAACUGCCCGUGCAUGCCGAGAUGAGUCCGUUCAAAGUCUGGAAAUACGCAUCGCGGCUUUUCCGAAUGGCCAGGGAGAGGCAGCCGCAGAAUUGGAAGAACCACUACAUGCUAGGGAAAUGCCACUGGAAGAUGCUGCAGGUCGAUCCAGAGAAGCUCUCCGCGGAAGACAGGAAGUUGGGCCUCACGGCCAUGACAGUGGUGAUGAACCUCAAACACGCCGUGGAAACGGCACACAACGCGCGCAAGUCGCGCCGCGCAGAGCCCAUCCUGGAACCUCACUACAAGAUAGCCUCUGUGCUGCAUAAAAUGGUCAAGCGAGGCGACCUCCCUGCCAAGGAAGCCGCCAAGAUCCUGUCCGAGCAGCCAUUUGGUGUGCCUAUCCGUGACGACGAUGGCUUUGCAGCAUUUACCGAGCCGAAGCAUUGGGAGGAAUACAUCAUUAGCAAUAUGAUCAAGCUUCGCGACAAGGACAAGUCCAACUGGCAGCACCGCUUCAUCAUGCGCCAUGCGACCAUAUUGUUUGACGAGAAGCUCGCGAACCAUGAGGACGUGUCGUCCGCAGCCAAAGCGGCCUUCCACAUUCUCUGCGAGAGCAUGCUGACCAAAACCAUGGUGAUGAAUGUGUGGAAGUGCGACUCGGAGCGACCAGGGCGGCAUCACGUCUACACAGAGAGGUACAUGCAUUUCGUCACCAACAUCCUCGUCAUCCUGUCGGACCGCGUCAAUAUGGAACAGCUCCUGAAGAGGAUCCGGAAGAAGGCGGCCGACUUUUACCAUUUUACCGAUUUAUGGCAAUGGUGCUGUGCGCAGUUUGUGAAACUGCUUCGCAAGGUGUACAACAUGCCAGAGGGCGCCGAAGAAGCCUUCAAGUCCAUGUCCAUGGACGAAUUCGACCUGGUCACCGAGCGCAUAACCAACUGGGCGGCAGGCGAUGGCCCGCACACAGCCACCUUCUUUUGUAUGAAGGAUGCCAUUGAGCUGAAGAAGACCAACGGCGGCCUGAUCAAAGCCGGUCCGAUUGACGACCUCAUCAGCGAUUGCUAUUCCAAAAUCCACACGGAGAUCCGAGGCGAGUUCGCGGACGACCCUGCAAAGAUUGUCGAGGAGAGAAAGGCCGGUGACGCCAAGCUCGUGCACCCCGCUGUGCAGAGUCUUGUGAGUACGGAGGCACAAGACUCCCGCGGCACGAGCCCGACACUCAAUGACUCUGAGAAGCCCGAGGGCCCGUCCCGAGCGAGGAAGACGGGCGUCCGCAGGCCUGACAUCCUACGCAGGGCCGAGCUGGCAGUGCAACGCUCUCUCGAGCCCAAGGCGGGCUCUGUGAAGAGCCGGGUGGGCAGUACGUCAAGUAAGAGAGGCAGCCGCACGCCCUUGGCUGCGAUGAGCGACGACAGUGAUGGGCCUGAUGCCCAAGUACGCAGAGAAGCUGCCGAAGGGAUGGAUAUGGACGCGGACGGUCACGAUGAGGAAAACGAUGGCGAUGACGAGAGUGAUCUAAGCGACGCUCCGGAACAGUCGGAUGAAGAGAUGCCACCCGGGCUGCUGGUGCCCAGGGAGGAGUCUAGUGGCGAAGAAGCGGAUAGUGAAAGCGAGGGUGAUGAGGACCAAGCUGAGGAGGCAGAAGAGGCGGAAGAGGCGGAAGAGGCGGAGGAGGAAGAAGAAGAAGAAGGGAUGGAGGAGACGCAUAUUGACGACGGCGAUACGGAAAUGGCCGGCAUGGAGACGGCGCCUGAGAAUCAGGAGGAGACGGAGGAGGAUGAAGAGAUUGGCGUGGGUGCCUAG